AGGGACCAAACAGGCUGGUUAGUGAGAGGCUGCCUUGACCCCAGACUCACGCCCGCUCCCCGCUCGGUUCCAGGAUGGCCAGGCUCCUGAGGAGGUUCAGGAAGAAGGCUCUGCAGGUGGCCCCAGAGCCUGAGGGAAGCAGCUGCCAUCUUCCCCAGGAGCAGAGCGGCUCCUCCGUCCCCGCUGGUGGGGAAGGAGCUCCCGGCCGGGCCAGGAGGUGGAAGUGCCCAGCCUUCUGGCGGAGAAAACCCGCACCCGGCGCAGGCGCCGAGGUGGGAGAGGCCAGGCCGAAAUGGAGCUGGGCCAGGCUGCGGCUGGGCAGGCAGGACCCAGCGCAGGAGGGGAGCCGGGCAGGGUGGCUCUGGGGCUUGUUGUGUGGGCAGCAGCGGCCCCAGAAGCCCAGCCCUGAUUCCCAGCAGGAGGCAUCGCCCUGCCCGGUCAGUGAGGACCUUCCAGCCUCCCCAGGGCAGGAGGUGGAGGAUCCCUGUCCCACCACCAGCAGCUCGGCCCGCUCCCCAUGGGACAGCAGCAGUGCCUGGGACUCGGGCAGCAGCGAGGCCGAUGGGCGCCGCUGCUUUGCUGCAGGGACCGCCAGGGACUCAGAGGACGAGGAGGAGGAAUGGGUGGAUGUGGCCACAGAGGAGGCUGUUCUCAAUAACAUCCAAGAGCAGCUCCAGGGUGGAGAAAAGGAGGAGGCCCAGCAGCUCGUGUUCCUGCACGCCAUCCACCCCGCGUCUCGCUGCACAGCAGAGAGGGCAGGACACAUUGGAGCCGCACUGCUGCAAGGCGGCUGUGGUGGAGAGAAUUGUGGAGCUCAUUGAGGAGCUGCCUGAUAACUCUCCACCCGGCGCCGUCCUCGCUAACUCCCUGAUUGCUGUGGGCAACCUCAGCACCAUAACACCUGCCCUAGAGCCAGAGCUGGAGACCCACCUCCUCCGAGCUGCCCUGCACGCCGUCUUCACACUGGGCACGGAGAAGGACACCACCCAAGUCCAGGAUCUGUACAGGGUCUUGCCAGACCUCCUGGACGCCAUGCUGCGGAACCUGCUGGCAGAGUCCCCAGACACCGACAGGCUCCACUACAUCUUGGAGCACAUUAACUACUGGAUCGUGUCCAGGGUGUCACAAGAGAGAGCCAGGGCCGUUAGGAGCAGCACGGCCCUGCUCAGAUCCACCAUCACCCUCCCUGAGUUUGACGUAAGUGACCUCUGACCCCAGCUUCCUGACUCCAGGCGUAGGUGGGCUGGCUCCGACGGGCUGUAGGAUCUGCUGCUGCAGGGGCUGUGGGUUAGGAGUGUUCCUCUUGGGGAGGCAGAGUCAGAGCAGAGAGUGAGCCUGGCUUGAGUCAAGUUCUUCUUGUCCUAGUUAAGUGGUGACUCUGGGCUUUUAA
Molecule: messenger RNA, 1390 nt
Organism: Trachemys scripta elegans
Lineage: Eukaryota; Metazoa; Chordata; Testudines; Emydidae
Product: maestro heat-like repeat-containing protein family member 1
Exons: 7
Coding region: 562-1212 (216 amino acids)
Cellular component (GO): cytoplasm
Source: RefSeq, a predicted model, not a curated record